Lacerta agilis (Sand lizard) is the source of this 1901-nucleotide messenger RNA. RefSeq names its product potassium two pore domain channel subfamily K member 17 (gene KCNK17). Gene Ontology annotation, molecular function: potassium ion leak channel activity. The record is from RefSeq and is a predicted model, not a curated record. The coding region runs from base 1 to 954 and encodes 317 amino acids. Gene Ontology annotation, biological process: stabilization of membrane potential; potassium ion transmembrane transport. Gene Ontology annotation, cellular component: membrane. NCBI's taxonomy places the organism in Eukaryota, Metazoa, Chordata, Lepidosauria, Squamata, Lacertidae. The transcript is spliced from 5 exons.
AUGUGCGGGUGCGGCCGUGCGAGGCCGGGAGCCGCCUCGUCCUCGUCGGCGGGCCGCCGGCUUCCCGCCACGCCGCUCUUGCUGCUCGCCUACCUGAGCUACCUGCUGCUGGGCAGCGCAGCGUUUUGGGCGCUGGAGUCGCCCCGCGAGAGAGACGUGGCGCGGCGGCUGCUGAGGGAGAAGUGGGAGCUGCUGGAGAACUACACGUGCCUCGAGAGGGAGGAGCUCGAGGACCUCGCCAAGGGCAUCAUCCAGGCCUACAAGAGUGGGCUUUACCUUAAGGGAAACACGAGCCUGGGCAGAUGGGACUUUGUUGGCUCCUUCUUCUUCUCUGUUUCUGCAGUAACAACCAUCGGCUAUGGUAACCUGAGUCCCAGCACGGUGGCUGCACAAGUCUUCUGCAUCUUCUUUGCUCUUUUUGGGAUUCCUUUGAACCUUGUCCUCCUCAAUAGGAUAGGACAGUUGAUGCUCUCUGGUGUUCAGCUGUGCGCCUUCCACCUGGGUGAGAAGUUCCACUGGCAGAAAGGGGCGGCUGUCUUGACGCGGACCUGUGCACUGGUUGUUGGCCUUCUGCUGUUCCUUCUGCUACCUCCUCUGUUGUUUACUGCCAUAGAAGGCUGGACCUAUGAAGAAGGGUUCUAUUAUUCUUUCAUUACUCUUAGCACAAUAGGCUUUGGAGAUUAUGUAAUUGGCAUGAACCCUGAGCGCACCUACCCAUCCUGGUAUAAGAAUGUGGUGUCUCUGUGGAUUCUCUUUGGGAUGGCUUGGCUAGCCCUGAUCAUCAAUCUGUGCAUCAGCUUGCUAGAGAACUCCAGUGGCCUCUGCCGGUGCUGCAAGAGAAGGAGCAGAGACGCAGAGCAAGAGUUAAUAAGUGGCAACCCAAAUGUCACUUUGGAAUCUAAGGAUGGGCAGAACUGCAGCACAAAGGACACUAAGCCUGCAGGGCCAAAUUGAAUGGCAUAUAUGCUUUAUUCCACCAAAGUGUUUUGGCUUUUGCUGGAGGGAAACAUCCAGCUGGGCAGCCCAUCAGCAGACCACCAUUUUGUGGCACUGGCAGAAGUGUGGCCAUGUGGGAUCAUCCAACUCAGACCAGAGUGGAAAUCAAAGUCUGCUCCUUGGGUUGUUCAAGGACUGCCUUACAUGUGAUUUCCUUUCAAUGUGGAGAUGAAUCUCUGUGUCAGAGGAAUAAUAGGGCCUGUGCCAUCUUAGCUGAAGGGCUUUUAUAUCACUGCAAGCGUGAGAGUUGGAAAACCAUGAACAUCACUGUGCAAUUAUGGCAACCUGUGGGAGGUUUCCCCCCUAUAUCAAGGUUAUUUCUGUGUAGGAAAAAUGUGAGGUGACUUUCUCACCUAUUAACCACUGCUCAAAAUGCUGCUGUAGUAUUGCAACCUAUUAACUUUGUAGGGUUAUUUUCCCAAUAGAAGGCUGAGCAGAUGCUGCCACAGCCCUUGCCUUUAAUAAAGAGCAUUUGUACUCCAAAGCGUGGCAGGUUCUGUUGCAUAUACUUAUCACAGGUAACUGCCAGGGGGCUGGGAUAAAGUCAACCAGUGCCACUCUCUGGAAGUAACCCCGUAGAUAGAAGUGGAGCACCAAGUGCCCCACUCUCAACCCACCAAGAUGGUCCAGUAAGAUACCAAGGUCAACGGUAUCAAAAGUUGCUGAGAGAGUGAGCCAGAUCAACAGGCUUGCACUUCCCCUGCCCCUCUCCUGUUAAUGGUCACCCCCUCAGGGUGACCAGGACUGAUUCAGUCCCAUCUAGAUAAUAUGUUUCCUCUAGGAGGGCCUGGUGCUGCACAGCCACUACCACCAGAGCCCAGGCCGAUGGAGCAGUCACAGUGCUACUUCUUUAAGCACAGCAGUCACCGCUUUUGUCGUUGAGAGCUCGUCACUUUCCCCAUACU